This is a messenger RNA of Cricetulus griseus (Chinese hamster), 2955 nucleotides long. The record is from RefSeq and is a predicted model, not a curated record. Lineage: Eukaryota; Metazoa; Chordata; Mammalia; Rodentia; Cricetidae.
AUACCAGUAUGGACAGAAUAACUGAUGAUGCUUACCCCCACUCGACACUCCCGAGACAUUGAGCGGAAACCAGAGUACCUCCAGCCAGAGAAGUGCGCACCACCUCCCUUCCCUGGUCCUGCGGGAACCAUGUGGUUUAUUCGUGAUGGCUGUGGCAUCGCCUGUGCCAUUGUCACCUGGUUUCUGGUUCUCUAUGCGGAGUUUGUAGUCCUCUUUGUCAUGCUGAUCCCGUCCAGAGACUACGUGUACAGCGUCAUCAAUGGGAUUGUAUUCAACCUUCUGGCCUUCUUGGCGCUGGCCUCACACUGCCGGGCCAUGCUGACGGACCCCGGGGCAGUGCCCAAAGGAAAUGCCACUAAAGAGUUCAUCGAGAGCCUCCAGCUGAAGCCUGGGCAGGUGGUGUACAAGUGCCCCAAGUGCUGCAGCAUCAAGCCCGACCGAGCCCACCACUGCAGUGUUUGUAAACGGUGCAUUCGCAAGAUGGACCACCACUGUCCCUGGGUCAACAACUGUGUGGGCGAGAACAACCAGAAGUACUUCGUCCUGUUUACAAUGUACAUAGCUCUCAUUUCCUUGCACGCCCUCAUCAUGGUGGGAUUCCACUUCCUGCAUUGCUUUGAAGAAGACUGGACAAAGUGCAGCUCUUUCUCGCCUCCCACCACAGUCAUCCUGCUCAUCCUGCUGUGCUUUGAGGCACUGCUCUUCCUCAUUUUCACAUCCGUGAUGUUUGGGACCCAAGUGCACUCCAUCUGCACAGAUGAGACGGGCAUUGAACGCCUCCAACGAAAGAAACAGCCCCGGGAGCGCACGGGCAGCUGCAAGUCGGUCCAGGAGGCUUUUGGUGGGGACUUUUCCCUGAACUGGUUCAACCCUUUCACCAGACCUUGCCAACCAGAGAUACCCAUUGACAAGGGCUUGGUACGGCAAGCGUCAUCUCUGUCAGACAUGGACAACAUGGAAACAACCGAGAGCCAAUUGGAGACAAAAGACAGGGACUCUGUGGAGGUGCUGGAUGAAUAGAGGCUGUGGGGAAUAACACAACAACAGUAGCCACUGGCCUGGUGGGUACCCCAGCUCCCUGGGCUCCCACAGGCCACUCUGUCACCCUACCCUUUCUCCAGUUAGGACACGGGGUGGGGCGUGGGCAGAGGAGAGUAGGGACUUUCCCUGAGUUUGUCUUAGUAGGGUGUGCCAAAAGGGAUGGUCUGGAGCCAUUCUCCAGGCCUGGGAAGGCUGCCAAGCACUAUUCAGCAAGGGAAAAGGUGGCCAGGGUGGACUUGGGGAAGGGUACUGACAUCAGGGAUUACCAACCUGAAAGGCUAGAGACACCAGCCAUUCCUAGAGAAGGGAGUCCUUGCCUGGCUGGCUGUGGGAAUCAGGACAAAGGAUGGGGCUACUGAACCUCCCCUCCGUGCUUGGGCUGAAAGAUUACCCCACCCAUCUGUAUGCAUGUGUGCAGAACCUGAGCCUGAGUUACGACAGUAUCACCCCAAAAUAGUUCCCAUCCUAUAGAUACUAGACUCUUCUCUGAGCCAGCUUUUCUGUGGCCACAAGAUUGCAUUCCCGGAAGAGCUGGGAAAGGACAUAUAUUGAGCUCCUGGAGAAAGUUUAGUAAGACAUGGGGACAGGUGCAACCAGAAACAGCCACCUUUGUGUUUCAGAACAGCCCCCAAGACAGCGCCUCACAGAAAGCUGCAUGGCUGCACCUAGUGGCGCACGCCUUCAUUCCCAGCAUUUGGGGCAGGCCACCAGAUACAACCUUGUCUACAGAGGUCCAUGCUGCAUAGUGAAUCCAUGUUUUAAAUACAACAAAAAAAGAACUGCAUAGUGGCCAGGACAUGCAGACUGCUGGGAGCUUGUGUAUCUGGCUGUCACUGGCAGUCUGGGCAGACUCCUGCACUCUCCAGUCUAUUGCAGUACUUGCUGAAGCAGCAGAUUCUGCAGUCUCUCCAGUUAGAUAAGUCUCAAGAAGCACACCAGUUCCCCAGCUCAGGCCUUGACAUUCCCCAGUGUUGCUGGCAGCGACCCUGGCAGAAGAUUCUGUAUUACAUCCCUUCUUCCAGUUCUGGGUGAAAGGACAUGAGUCCUGGACCAAGAGAACCUGUGGCCUCAGUGGCAUGAGUCAGUAUUACUUGAGGUACUGUCUCAGGACACGGAGAAAGGAAAGCUGUGGGGUGCCAAGUAGUGGUCUUACUCUUGGGCAGCAUCCUAGGCAGUCCCUGGAGGGUAGAGAUCCGUCAGAUUUUCUUAGUACACCCCACACAGGGUGGCGGUAGGGCUCCAGCACUAACAGAUGUGGCCGACCCCCUCCACUGCAGGUGAUCUGCUUUAACGUUUAUUAGGACUAACAUGAGGAGCCCAAGUUGGCCCCACUGCUGACCCUAUUUGGAGAGAGCGGUCCUCUGGCUGCAGGGCCCCUAACCCCAAACAGACCUGGACGGCCUAUGUGCUGGACCAUAUACCAGAGACUCCACACCAAGGAGAAAGUAGGGCUAGUGACUUGGUCCCCAAGGAACAACAGUUAAAGGAAGGAGCUUUGGAGUCAGGAUCUGUGUUGAGUUCAGGCCCUCAAGAAUGUCCUUGAACACUAGGUCUUAAACUCCUUGGAGCCAUCUUGACCAGCAGCAAAGGUACCUCCCAGCCCCACAGCCAUUUGUUUCCAGAGUACUUCCCCUAGAAAAGUUGAGGCGGGCAGGCAUUUUGCUCUCACAGGUUUAGACCUCUUCAACAAACCCAUUAUCAUGUCAGGGCCUCAGCCUCAUCUCUACCAAGGAGAGACGGGCAGCCAGGAUCAUGUAGGUAGUAGUCUGUCCAGCCCUGAACCUUGUGCCUUUUCUCCACGGUGACUCCUGAGAUUAUGCUCAGCAUGGCAACUGAUAGGAAGAGGUCCGGUGUUUCUAGGAGGGAGGCCGGUUAUAUGCCUGCCUCUUGUUUGAAUAAAAGUUCUUUGAUCUA